Messenger RNA from Hylaeus anthracinus, 1346 nucleotides. RefSeq lists its product as uncharacterized. The transcript is spliced from 2 exons. The annotation marks the transcript as partial. Lineage: Eukaryota; Metazoa; Arthropoda; Insecta; Hymenoptera; Colletidae. The record is from RefSeq and is a predicted model, not a curated record.
UUUCCACCAUAUUACCAUCUUUCAUGGCAGACGUUCCUGACUGGCCACACAUUAAGAAUUUGAGACUGGCAGAUCAGGGCUUCCUCACACCACGGCCAAUUGAUGUUAUUAUUGGAGCAGAUUUCUAUGGAGAAGAGGAGCCCCCAUCAGUCAGCGACAGCGCAUUGAUACCAGAAGAAGAGGAAUGCGAAGCUCAUUUCUGGUCAACUCACUAUCGUGAGCAGACAGGGAGAUACGUUGUACGCAUUCCACUCAUAGAGCCAGCAACCCUGUUUGGAAACUCAUACAAGACAGUGCAGAUGUGUCUUCAUCGGACUCUUCAGCGAUUUAAGAAGAAUCCUGAUUAUCAACAACUGUAUUCGAACUUUAUGCGGGAGUACGAAGAUCUCGGGCACAUGGUGAGGGUGACAGCUCAUCUGGAAGACCAACACCAAGCUAUUGACAGCGUUGAACCCGAAGGGGGGAUGACCUUGGCACAUGAUGCUUCGGCAUCAGGAGGGUUGAGGGUCUCUUCUGAGGGUUCGACGGCUCAAUCCCGAGCUCACUUCCAUCCAUUCUAUUUAUCUCACCAUGGAGUUCUCAAGGAAGGCAGCGCAACAACGAAGCUCAGGGUUGUAUUUAACGUUUCCAAAGUCAUCACAUCAGGCAGAUCAGUCAAUGAUCUUAUGCACACUGGUGCCAAUUUGUUGCUCAACGUUUGUGAUGUGCUCAUUUGGAUCCGUCAUUAUCACCAUUUGUUUGCCACAGAUAUCACCAAAAUGUAUCGCCAGAUAGCUCUCCAUAGGGACGAUUGGGACCUCCAACGCAUUCUGUGGGUUGAUGAACAACAUAAAGUGGUUCCUUACCAUUUGACCACCGUCACCUAUGGAAUGAAGGCAGCUCCAUUUCUGGCAACGCGGACUCUUCAGCAACUGGUCCAAGAUGAAAGUCACAGGUUUCCAUUGGCCGUGCCUUGUCUUACUCAUGGCAGAUACGUGGAUGACAUCUUUGGCGGAGUAGACAGCGUCGACGAACUCAUCAAUGUGGCUAACCAACUCAUAGGACUGUGUCACGCGGGCGGAUUCCCUCUCGCUAAGUGGCACGCAACGCAUCCUGAGGUUCUGAAGGCGGUGACUUCAGACAUGCAACAAUCAGCCAUCAUCUCGUUUGAUGACGACGCCACUAAAUUAUUCGGAAUUCAAUGGCUGCCGCAAACCGCCAGAUUCGGUUUUACAACGAAAAUUGCAGAUCAACCGAAUAAGCUCACGAAACGACGCAUUCUAUCCGACGUGGCUCGGAUAUUGGAUCCAUUAGGCUUCGCAUCACCUGUAAUAGUACGAGCGAAGAUGCUAUUACAAGAGCUCUGA